This is a messenger RNA of Xiphias gladius (swordfish), 1596 nucleotides long. It is a transcript of the gene zic4, whose product is annotated as zic family member 4. Gene Ontology annotation, biological process: central nervous system development; regulation of transcription by RNA polymerase II. The transcript is spliced from 2 exons. The coding region runs from base 1 to 1596 and encodes 531 amino acids. The record is from RefSeq and is a predicted model, not a curated record. Lineage: Eukaryota; Metazoa; Chordata; Actinopteri; Istiophoriformes; Xiphiidae. Gene Ontology annotation, molecular function: RNA polymerase II cis-regulatory region sequence-specific DNA binding; DNA-binding transcription factor activity, RNA polymerase II-specific. Gene Ontology annotation, cellular component: nucleus.
AUGAGCGUGGAUGCAAUCGGAAGCCCCGUGAUGGACCCUACGUUUUCCAAACGGAACACGGCGCUGAGAUUAGUUGACUUGGCGGGGGCUCACCACCAUCACCAUCAUCACCACCAUACCCCUCAGAGCGUGACAGGCUUCCCGGGGUUCAGCAGCCAUCCACACUCAAUGGCUCACUCGCACCCUGGGGAGAUUACUGCGGAACCCCGCCUGGGGCCGAGUCCAUUCGGGCCAGAACACAUGGGGCACUCCGCGGCCCUCAAAAUCAGCCCAGCCCAUCAUUAUCCCCACCACCAUCACCACCACCACAAUCAUCAUAUGGCAGGCCACAGUGAAGUGGUCUCCAGUCAAACGGGAGCUUUUGGUCCGGUUCAGGCGACAUCGGUCCCCUAUUCUAUGUCUCACACGGCCCAGGCUUUAUCCGCAGGUAGGGAUUUCUUCAUCCGGAGAGAUCUGACAGCUCAAGCCAUGCCAGUACUGACUGACCAGACUGCUGGUUCAGCCUCUCACCACGGAAUGUUUGUCUCAACAACAGGUAGCUAUACCGGACACUAUGGUCAUCAUCCUGACGCUGGGAACCAUACCCUCUUCUCCGGACUCCAUCACGACCAGCCUUCUAGCGGAUCACCGGGUGGCCAAGCGUUGAAUGGACAAAUAAGGUUAGGACUACCUGGAGAAAUGUAUGUUAGGUCUGAUCACUUGAGUCAAGUGGCAAGCUCCAGGGCUGAUCCGUUCUCCGCCUCGCCUUUGAAUGGCUACGGUGGUCUGAAUCUGAACAUGAAUCUUAGCGCUCACCACCACCACGGAGCCGGUGCUUUUUUCCGCUACAUGAGGCAGCCGAUAAAGCAAGAGCUGAUCUGCAAGUGGCUGGAGCCGGAGCACUCAACGAAGAAACUUUGCUCCAAAACUUACAGCACCAUGCACGAACUCGUUACGCAUGUGACGGUGGAGCACGUUGGAGGACCAGAGCAGGCGAACCAUAUAUGUUUUUGGGAAGAGUGUCCGAGGGAAGGAAAACCAUUUAAAGCAAAGUACAAACUUGUAAAUCACAUUCGAGUGCACACCGGGGAGAAACCGUUUCCAUGCCCAUUCCCUGGCUGUGGGAAAGUGUUUGCAAGAUCCGAGAAUCUUAAGAUUCACAAAAGGACGCACACAGGUGAGAAGCCCUUCAAAUGUGAGUUUGACGGCUGCGACAGACGCUUCGCCAACAGCAGUGACCGGAAAAAGCACUCCCACGUUCACACCAGCGAUAAGCCCUACAACUGCAAAGUGAGAGGCUGCGAUAAGUCCUACACACACCCCAGUUCCCUGAGGAAACACAUGAAGGUGCACUGUAAGUCCCCCCCGCCCAGUUCGGGCUACGAGUCGUCCACCCCGUCCCUGGUCUCCCCCUCCUCAGACUUGGGCCGGGAGCCAGGGGGCUCCUCGGUGCUUUCGGAGCCGGUGGGAGCCUCCCAGCCUGCGAAUUUAAGCGAAUGGUACGUAUGCCACAGUUCUGGUGCCAGCGGCGCCCAAACACCACCCAGCGGGCCCUCCACGCCCGACCCCACAGACGAGCCACCUUACAGAAACCCAGAACCGAGGACCGCGUUUUAA